UACUAGCAGCUUUCCUACCGCUCCUCCCGUUCAAAGCAAGUAAGCAGGAGGAAAGAAACAAUCGGAGAAGAGGGAAGCCAUGGCGGACUCCGCGAGAGUUUUGUCUCACGUUCCUCGAGUCAAGCUCGGGUCUCAAGGGCUCGAGGUCUCGCUCCAGGGACUGGGGUGCAUGGGUAUGUCUGCCUUCUAUGGCCCUUCCAAGCCCGAGAAGGACAUGAUCGAUCUCAUCCACCACGCCGUUCAUUCCGGCGUCACUUUCCUUGACACUUCCGACCUCUAUGGACCCCACACCAACGAGAUCCUUCUCGGGAAGGCUCUGCGAGAAGGGCUUAGGGAGAAAGUUGAGCUCGCCACCAAGUUCGGAGUCAGAUUCUACGAUGACGGGAGGAGGGAAAUUUCAGGGGAACCUUCUUAUGUCAGGUCGGCAUGCGAGGCGAGCCUGAAGAGACUUGGGGUUGACUGCAUCGAUCUGUAUUACCAGCAUCGGAUUGACACGCGUGUGCCCAUUGAAGUUACGGUGGGAGAACUUAAGAAACUAGUUGAGGAAGGGAAGAUAAAAUAUAUAGGAUUGUCUGAGGCUUCUGCUUCAACAAUUAGGAGGGCACAUGCUGUUCAUCCAAUUUCUGCAGUGCAGCUAGAGUGGUCUUUGUGGUCACGGGAUGUUGAGGUUGAUAUCAUUCCUACCUGCAGGGAACUUGGAAUAGGCAUUGUUGCAUACAGCCCACUUGGGAGGGGCUUCUUCUCUUAUGGGCCGAAGUUAGUUGAUGAGCUAUCCAGCGAAGACGUCCGCAAGAUGUUGCCAAGGUUUCAACCUGAGAAUUUAGACAAAAAUGCUGAAAUAUUUGAGAGAGUUAAUGAAAUUGCAUCCAGAAAGGGUUGUACGCCCUCACAACUUGCACUCGCUUGGGUGCAUCACCAGGGAAGCGAUGUAGUCCCCAUUCCCGGCACUACGAAGAUCGAAAACUUCAAUCAGAAUGUUGGGGCACUUUCUGUGAAGCUUACGACUGAAGAAAUAGCUGAACUUGAAUCAUAUGCUUCUGACGAUGCUGUGAAGGGUGAUAGAUAUGGCACCGGAAUGGCGACCUGGAAAAACUCUGAGACCCCUCCGCUUUCCUCUUGGAAUGUUGAAUGAUGGUGCCUUUAUUGCUGUUUUACAGCUCUGUGAAGAAUGAUUUAUGCUUGCGUGUUCCUUUCUUGAGCUGAUUGAAUAAGUUAUACUUGGAUCAACUUAAAGGGUGCUUUUGCCACUUAUUUCUCGUAAUCACAAUGAUAGGUUUGUAAUAAAACAAGUUACUAUUAUGAGAUUUAAUCAUUGCAUUGUGCUUUGGACCUGCAA
Molecule: messenger RNA, 1336 nt
Organism: Phalaenopsis equestris
Lineage: Eukaryota; Viridiplantae; Streptophyta; Magnoliopsida; Asparagales; Orchidaceae
Product: probable aldo-keto reductase 2
Exons: 5
Coding region: 80-1132 (350 amino acids)
Cellular component (GO): cytoplasm
Source: RefSeq, a predicted model, not a curated record